CAAGGACAGUAACUGUGUUGACACGUCCCAGUGUAAGGCGAGUCUAUCCUGUUUGGCGGGGAGGUGUGGCUGUACCACCACACAAUUCUUCCACAGCAGUUUGUCCGUGUGUCAAACUAGACUGCCUGAAUCAGAAAACUGCACGGAAAGUUUACAAUGUCAACAAAACCUGACCUGUAUACACAGCACAUGCACGUGUUCGAGUGCAGAAUUCUUUGACAACACCACCCAGUUCUGUUUUAUAAGACGAUCCCAUUUAGAGAGCUGCAGCCUAAGUUCUCAAUGUAAAGACAGCUUAAGUUGCAUUCACGGAGUGUGUGAAUGCACAAGUGAAGAGUUCUUCGAUAACAAAACACAGUCGUGUCGCGAAAGGCUAUCAUACACUGAAGGAUGUGCUGAUGAUUUGCAAUGUAAAGCGAACCUUAGCUGCGUCCAAGGGAAGUGUGGGUGUUUAGAUGACCAAUAUUUCAACAACCAAUCGCAGCUAUGUUUUACAAGACUGGCCCGAUCCGACAGUUGUAGCGACAGUCACCAGUGUAGCCUUACACUAAGCUGUAUCGCCGGGGAGUGUACGUGUGAUAGUGGCGAGUACUUCGACAACACCACUCUCUUCUGCCUUACACAGUUGGGACGUUUUAACAGCUGCUCUGAGAGCUACCAGUGUGAGCCAAGUUUGAGCUGUGUUUCUGGGACCUGUGAGUGCACGACACAUGAGUACUAUGAUGGCUCACUCAACGCUUGCUCUACACGUCUGCCAAGAUUUGAGACGUGCUAUGACAGCAUGCAGUGUUCAAACAACUUACGAUGUGUCAGUGACAUGUGUGAUUGUGCCAGUGACGAGUACUUUGACAACUCAACAAACACGUGCAGUCCUCGAUUACCCCGAUAUGGAAACUGCACGCAUGAUUUACAAUGUGAAGACAUCUUAAGUUGUAUUGACGACAACUGUGUGUGCAAGAGUGAGCAGUAUUUUGAUGACACCUCCAGGUCAUGCCAACCUAGACUGUCAGUAAAUGAAAGCUGUACAACAAGUUCACAAUGUAAACAUAGCUUUAGCUGUGUCAACAACACGUGUAGCUGCCUGGCAACAGAGUAUUUCGAUAGUUCAACUGAGAUGUGUUUUUCACGGUUAGCACGGUUCUCAAACUGUAGCCACACAGAGGAGUGCAGUACCAGUUUGACUUGUAUUGAGGGGGUGUGUGAGUGCACAUGGGAUGAGUACUUCGACAAUCAAACAAACUCUUGUCAGCCAAGAUAUUCCCGAUUCAGCAACUGUACAGAAAGUUUACAAUGUGAAGCUACCUUGACCUGUGUUGAUGAAACCUGCGAUUGUACCAGUCUGGAGUACUUUGAUAACUCGACAAGAUCAUGUCUUGCAAGAGUGUUCAGGGGAGACAACUGCUCCGAUAUAUACGAAUGUUCCAGUUCUCUCUCCUGUAUAGACGGAGUGUGCAACUGUACCCAAACAGAAUUCUUUGAUCAUCUCACCAACUUAUGCUCAGACAGAUUAGACCGUCUCUCUUCAUGUAACGACACGACCCAAUGUAAAAACACCUUGUCUUGUCUGGGUCAACGCUGUGAUUGUUCUGGUGACCAGUUCUAUGACCACUUGCCUGCCCUGUGUGUUACAAGGCUGUCGAAGGGAAGUAACUGCUCUAGUACAGAUAAAUGUAAGAGUAGUCUUUCUUGUAUCAGUGGCGUGUGUACAUGCAGACAAUCAGAGUUCUACAACCAAACCACCUAUAACUGCUCAGCAAGACUACACAGGCAAGCGCCGUGUAAUGACACACUACAAUGUCAGGAAUCUCUCUCGUGUUUCCAACAAAGGUGCCAGUGUACACAUGUGGAAUACUUUAACACAACCUCGGCUCGGUGCACUUUACGACUACCUAUGGGAGAUAACUGCGCCAACACUCAGGAGUGUAAGAGUAGUCUGUCGUGUCUAGGCGGCAAAUGUGCAUGUCUGUUGACAGAGUUUUUUAACCAUACUUCACAUCUGUGCACGACUCGUUUAGACCAGUACCAGCCGUGUGACGAGACACUACAGUGUCAGGAAACUUUCUCGUGUUUGGGUCAGAUGUGUCGCUGCUCUAACGAUCAGUUUUACCACAGUCGACACGGUGUCUGCAACUUAAGGUUAUCAAGAGAAGACAACUGCUCAGAAACACUUGAAUGUAAGAGUAGUCUAACUUGUAUCAAUGGAAGUUGUGACUGUCUACAGUACGAGUUUUUCAACCACAUGACCAACACAUGCGCACAAAGAUUAGCCCGGCACCGGUCGUGUAAUGAGACACUACAGUGUAAAGAUACCCUCUCUUGUGUAAGCCAACUCUGUCAGUGUAUAGAGCAUGAGUUUUACAACAGUAAACUCGGUGUCUGCAACCAAAGAUUAUCAAAAGAGGGCAACUGUUCAGAUACACUGGAAUGUAAGAGUAGUCUAACUUGCAUUAACGGAAUGUGUGGCUGUCUUCAGUCCGAGUUUUUUAACAACACACUCAGGGAGUGCACACAAAGAUUAUCCCGGCACAAGUCAUGUUACGAGACACUACAAUGUCAGGAAACCCUCUCUUGUUUGGGUCAGAUGUGUCGGUGUACAGAGGAUGAAUUUUACGACGCCACAUUUGGUGUCUGUAGAUCCAAAUUAUCGCGAGGAGACAACUGCUCAGAGACACAGGAAUGUCAGAGUAGUCUAACGUGCAUCAGUGGCAAAUGUGAGUGCCUGCAGAUCGAGUUUUUCAACCACACGAGCAAGAUGUGCACACAAAGAUUAUCCCGGCACCAGUCAUGUGAUGAGACACUACAAUGUCAGGAAUCUCUUUCGUGUUUGAAACAGAUGUGCCAAUGUACAGACGAUGAGUUUUUCAGUAAAAAUGGUGUCUGCACCUUAAGAUUAUCAAGAGAAGACAACUGCUCAGACACACUUGAAUGUAAGAGUAGUCUAACUUGCAUCAAUGGAAGUUGUGACUGUCUACAGUCCGAGUUUUUCAACCACACGACCAACACAUGCACACAAAGAUUAUCCCGGCACCAGUCAUGUGAUGAGACACUACAAUGUCAGGACACCCUCUCUUGUUUGGGUCAGAUGUGUCAGUGUACAGAGGAUGAGUUUUACAACAGAAGAUAUGAUGUCUGCAACUCAAGAUUAUCAAGAGAAGACAAUUGUUCAAACACGGAAGAAUGCAAGAGUAGUCUCACCUGCCUUCAAGGAGAGUGUAAUUGUCUUCAAUCUGAGUUUUUUAAUGAUACGACCAACACAUGCACCCAAAGUAAGAUACGCAGUAUAUCAAAUAUUUGGUAG
Messenger RNA from Physella acuta, 3298 nucleotides. Its product is annotated as prion-like-(Q/N-rich) domain-bearing protein 25. Lineage: Eukaryota; Metazoa; Mollusca; Gastropoda; Physidae. The record is from RefSeq and is a predicted model, not a curated record.